Oryza sativa Japonica Group (Japanese rice) is the source of this 1197-nucleotide messenger RNA. RefSeq names its product heavy metal-associated isoprenylated plant protein 41. NCBI's taxonomy places the organism in Eukaryota, Viridiplantae, Streptophyta, Magnoliopsida, Poales, Poaceae. The record is from RefSeq and is a predicted model, not a curated record.
UCUCUCCCUCUCUCUGCAGAAUGCUGUGUUAGGCAAGGUAGAGUACACUAGUCACAAGGCUCGCUCUCUUGCUUAAGCUUGUGAGCUUGGAAAAGAGUAGUAUAUUGAGCUGUUGCUUCGCUUGCUUUAGUUUGCUUGCUUACCAGGAGAAAGAUAUGAGGAAGGAAAUUGUCAUCAGGCUGCAGAGCUCUGAGAAGGGCCACAAGAAAGCUAUCAAGGUUGCUGCUGCAGUCUCCGGUGUGGAAUCCGUGACGCUCGCCGGCGAGGACAAGAACCUGCUGCUGGUGAUCGGCUUCGGGGUGGACUCCAACGACCUCACCGAGAAGCUGCGGAGGAAGGUCGGCCACGCCGAGGUGGUGGAGCUGCGCACCGUCGACGCCGACGAGCUCAUGCGCGUCGCCGCCGCCAACCAGUACCCGUACCGCUACUACCCCGGCGCGCCGCCCCCGGCCCCGUACUACGGCAACGGCGGGUACCCUCCUCCUCACCAGCGCGGCGGCGGCGGCGGCGGCAGCGGCGGUGGCUACUACACGCCGAUGACGAUGGCCACGGGUGGCUACUACGGCGGCGGCGGCGGCGGGUACCCGCAGUACGGGCAGUCGUCGUCGUACCCGCAGUACGGGCAGUCGUCGUCGUACUACCCGCCGGCGGCGGCGGCGACGACGAACACGCACACCGUCGUGCACCACCAGUACGCCAACAACGACCCGGACAGCUGCGCCAUCAUGUAGCUGCACCAGCUAGUGUACGAUCGAUGCUGCUUCUGCUCGCGCGCGAGCAUGCCGGCCGUCGUCGUCUCGAUCGUCACGAUGAUCGGAUGAUCGGAGGACAUAUUGCGACCGAAUCUAGUAGCUGAUUGUCCCAAUCGAUAACUGGCCCAAAGUACGUAGAUAUACCUUGAAUUUUCUGUGUGAUGAUGAGGCCGAUUUGAUUCCGUGUGAUUACUGAACAACAGACAGGUACGUACCUGUUGUCUGAAACUCUGAAGUCUGAACGUUAUAUGUGCAGUAGUAUAUGUGUAGUAGCUGCUCCCGGCCUCCAAGUGUAUACGGUGUGCAAGUGUAAAUUAGGUGUACUAGGGAGAUAUAUAUAAGGUGCAAGCGACUUUAUAGUUCAUCAAAGUGUGCUCAUUUGUACAUGCAAAUUAAAUCUGUACAUGCGACUUUAUAGUUCAUCAAAGUGAGUAAUUCUGUAGUA